AUGGAUUUUAGCACACACGGCGUCUCUUCGAAACGUCCACGAGAUGAUGGUCGGCAUAACCGUGCAGCCACGUUGCCGCGUGGGGUGGAUUGGCUGUCCUCGAGUCUCGCCAGCGAAGUUGAGCAAGCUGAAGUGCUUGGGCACGAGCAGGAUACGACGGAGGCGCGCGCCAUCGGCGUGGACGAUGAUGUCGCCACCCUGGCGUAUGGCGGGGAGUACUUCCUCCGGGAGGCGAACCUCGCGGAGCUUUCCAGUCGGCACCCCGCCGGCCUCUCUGGGAGGGCGGACUCGCAGCGCGAUACUGGGGUCGCCUCGGGGAGUGGCGGCGGUGGUGGAAGGCAGGAGGAGAAGGCGGAGCUUUACGUCAACGCGGCGUUCGCGCAGCCGCGAUUUUUCCUGCUCGGGAAGGACUUCCCCUCGGUUGACGUCCCACGGGCUGUCGUCGACGACGGCGACGAGACCGGGGGGUCCGGGGCCCCCGCCUCCACCCCGUCUCUUUGGGCAGCCGCGCACGAGACGGACGCCGACAUCCUCCUCCCUGUCGUCAGCGCGCAGUGCGCGAUGGCGCAGCUCGCGAGCAAAGGCAGUGCGGCCCUCGCCGACCUCCGCCGGCUUCUCGCGCGGGAGCAGCAGAACCGGGACGCGAUGGACACCUCCCGCUCGAGCCUGACCCAACUUCUGAAGAAGGACCCCUUUGGACGGGAGGUCCCUGCGGCCGGGACGGACCCUGCGGCCCUCUGUGACACGACGUCGUCCACUUCCUUCCUGGGCCUGCGGGAUCCGGACGGGCCCACGUCCGACGAGGUGGAGGGCUUACGGCGGAAGUUGCGGUUGGAGCAGGCGGCGCUUCGUUCCAAGACCACCCCCCACCCGCCUGGUGACACCCGUGGGAAAGGGGAAGGGGAAGGAGCAGGGGGGAAUCGCCCGGGGCUCCUCCCCGAGGACCUCCGUCGGCAGCAGCAACGCAGCUUCAAACGGGAGAAACUCGAGCACAUCCUCGCGGCGCAGGCGGCGCUGGACCACACCGCCGACUCCGAGGCCGAGGCAGAGCGCCGGGAGGAGCUUCGCCGGAAGCAGGAGCAGCUCCCGAUUUUUCGCUGUCGUCGCGAGCUCCUGCGGUGUAUCGCGGAAAACACCGUGACCAUCAUCGCAGGGGAGACUGGAAGUGGGAAGACAACGCAGCUCGUUCGCUAUUUAUACGAGGAAGGUUAUGCGCGGUAUGGAACGAUAAUUGGGUGUACACAGCCUCGCCGGUUGGCGACGAUCGCGGUUGCCCGUCGAGUGAGCGAAGAGAUGCGCUGCGCCCUCGGCACCACGGUUGGCUACUCCAUCCACCUUGACGACACCACCACUGAUCAGACGAAGAUCAAAUUCAUGACGGAUGGUGUUUUACUGCGGGAGGUCGUGAAGGAUCCGAAUUUGGAUUCCUAUGGCAUCCUUAUGAUUGACGAAGCCCACGAGCGCUCGGUUGAUACAGAUGUGCUAAUGGGCAUUCUUAAAGAUGCCAUUCGUAGUCGUGGGGAUCUCAAGCUAAUCAUAUCCUCUGCCACGAUGGAUGUGCAGAAGUUUUCGCGCUUUUUCGGCAACGCGCCUUACUACGAGAUCCCUGGUCAAACCUACGAGGUGGAGAUCCGCUACAGCCCGAAGCCAGUGAUGGAUUACGUCGCCGAGGCCGUCUUUCGCGUCUGCCAGCUUCAUUUGCAGGCGCCGAUGGAGGCGCGGCAGGAUAUUCUCGUCUUUAUGACGGGGCGGGAUGAUGUCUACGGCACCUGCGAGCUCAUCCGCCGCCGCCUUGCCGAGAUCAGCCCUGAACAUCUCAAGACCCUGAUGCUGCUGCCGUGUUUGUCGGAGGCAUCGGGGGUUUCCAGCGCGGGUGAAGGCGUUGCGAAUCUUCUCCUGGCGGAGACCCCGAGUGGGCUGCGGAAGUGCGUCGUCUCGACGAAUGUCGCGGAGACUUCCCUAACGAUUGACGGCGUCCGCUACGUCGUGGAUUGCGGGCUGAUGAAGACGAACGUGUUUCGCCCGAGGCUGGGAAUGAACACGCUGCAACGCUACCCGGUUUCGCAGGCGCAGGCGAACCAGCGAAAAGGCCGCGCCGGGCGCACGGCCGAAGGGGUUUGCUUUCGUUUAUACACCGAAGAGCAGUUCGCGCGGGAGAUGCUGUUGAAUAGCGUGCCGGAGAUCCAACGGAGCAGCCUGGAUAGCGUCGUAUUGCUGCUCAAAGGGGUAGGGGUGCGGCGGAUUCGGGAGUUCGAAUUUGUCGAUCCCCCGCCGGCCGCGAAUAUCCGAAGCAGCAUGUGGCGUCUGUGGGUUCUUGGGAUGUUGGAUGUUGAGGGGGAGAUCACGGAUGAGGGACGGCUCGCGAUUGAGUUUCCGAUCGCCCCGGCGCUGGCGAAACUCCUCCUGGAGAGCACCAAGCACGGCUGUUCGUUUGAGGUCGCUCGCAUCGUCGCGCUCAUCACGGCGGAUCCAAAGAACUUUUUCGAAUUACCCAAAGGGAAAGAAGCGAUCGCGCAACAGCAUUUUGGACGCUUUUUUAACAAUGAAUCGGAUCAUCUCACGCUACUGAAUGCCUUUACGCAGUUCCUAGAGAAUGGCAAGUCGCGUCAGUGGGCGCAGGAUCACUAUCUGCAUUUUCCUACGCUCCAGCGCGCAUGUGAUGUGCUCGAGCAGCUCCUUGAUCGCCUUCGUCAGCUGCGUUUGCCGGUUGUUUCCUGCCAACAAGCGCAUGGUGGCGCGCUCGAUGUCGUGCGGUAUUGCCUUGCGAGGGCUUUUUGUCUGCAAGCCGCGCAGCGCUCGGGUUCGAACUGGAAUGAAUACCGCGCUCUGCUCAAUCUUGGGGUGGUCUGCGCGUUACAUCCGAGCUCUGCGAUCUGUACUUCUGCGGUGAUGCCCUCCUUUGUCGUGUAUAACGAUCUUAUUAUGGUGCAUAAGGAGUAUCUGGUGUUGGUAACGGCGGUGGAGCCGGAGUGGCUGGCGGAGGGGGGGUUAUACAAGGUGAAAAAAACCGGGAAGACGUCUGGGGGGCCGCUCACGCAGGCGUAUCCUGUCAUCCAUGAGCUACCUCACGCGCGAUCUGUCGAUGGAGGCGCACGCGGAAGGCGAGAGAGUGGGGAGGGCGAUACGAAGCGUCAGCCGGAUCCGUUGGUCGCGGUCAACCCGAAACCAAAGUUGCUCCCCACAAAACCUUCUCCUGUUGGGGGGAAAAGCGCGCCGAAUUCAUCAAAAUUUGCGGCAUCUUUCUCUGGAAAGAAACGGGCGAAUAUUUAA
Messenger RNA from Phytomonas sp. EM1, 3270 nucleotides. NCBI's taxonomy places the organism in Eukaryota, Euglenozoa, Kinetoplastea, Trypanosomatida, Trypanosomatidae. The record is from the annotation of a GenBank genome assembly.